UUUUUACAGUUAUGUUUGUGGUUUGUUUGUGGCUUUUUACUUUGCUCUUUUUUGAAAUGGCAAAAUUUAUUUUUUAUUAUAAAAUGAGUGUCGACCUUACCGGCCUGAUUUCUGAUAGUUUUCGCCUAUUUUGUAAUUUUUUUAUUUAUUAAUUUUAACCCUUUAUUCCUUGUUCAGCACUAUUGGGGAAAAGGGGCCAAUAUUGCCACCAAGUGGUAAGAUUGAGGAACUGCAGGAAUCUCCUCUGAGAUCCUCCUUCCCCCUUUUUAUCCACGGCGGGGCUCGGUGGAGAGUAGUGUUCAUGUCCUGGAGGAGGUGAUCUGACACAGCGACGAGGAGGUGGAGGAGACGCAGUUUAUAAAGGAGGAGGGGAAACACACGUAAACUGCUCUGCAACAAGAAGGACAGAAGGAGAGCUUUAAAAAAAUAAACCACUGAAGCGGAAAACAGUCUCACUGCACCGCGGAGAUGGGGAACCGGGGGAUGGAGGAUCUGAUUCCUCUGGUGAACCGCAUGCAGGAUGCUUUCUCCGCCAUCGGCCAGAACGCAAACCUGGACCUGCCGCAGAUUGCAGUGGUGGGCGGCCAGAGUGCGGGGAAGAGCUCCGUGCUGGAGAACUUCGUGGGGAAGGAUUUUCUUCCUCGUGGUUCUGGCAUCGUGACUCGUCGACCUCUGGUCCUGCAGCUGAUGAACUGUCCCACAGAGUACGCAGAAUUUCUCCACUGUAAAGGCAAAAAGUUCACGGAUUUCGAUGAGGUUCGUCAGGAGAUCGAAGCCGAGACCGACCGCAUCACUGGGGCCAACAAGGGCAUCUCCCCCGUGCCCAUCAACCUGCGGGUGUAUUCUCCUCACGUGCUGAACCUGACGUUGGUGGACCUGCCUGGAAUGACCAAGGUGCCCGUGGGGGACCAACCUGCAGACAUUGAGGCCCAGAUCAAAGACAUGCUCAUGCAGUUUGUCACCAAGGAGAACUGUUUGAUGCUGGCUGUGUCCCCGGCCAACUCUGAUCUGGCCAACUCUGACGCUUUAAAGAUUGCCAAAGAGGUCGACCCUCAGGGCAUGAGGACCAUUGGUGUCAUCACUAAACUGGACCUGAUGGACGAGGGGACAGACGCCAAAGACAUCCUGGAGAAUAAACUGCUUCCACUCAGGAGGGGUUACAUCGGGGUUGUGAACCGGAGCCAGAAGGACAUCGAUGGAAGGAAGGACAUAACUGCUGCCAUGACUGCAGAGAGGAAGUUCUUUCUGUCUCACCCUGCGUACAGACACCUGGCCGAUCGCAUGGGAACUCCGUACCUGCAGAAAACCCUCAAUCAGCAACUGACCAACCACAUCCGGGACACUCUGCCAGCCCUGAGAGCCAAGCUGCAGAGUCAGCUCCUCUCCAUAGAGAAGGAGGUGGAGGAGUACAAGAACUUCAGACCGGACGACCCGUCGCGCAAGACCAAGGCUCUGCUGCAGAUGGUGCAGCAGUUUUCCGUGGACUUUGAGAAGUGCAUCGAAGGCUCCGGGGAUCAGAUCGACACGGCGGAGCUGUCAGGUGGAGCCAGGAUCAACCGCAUUUUCCACGAGCGCUUCCCGUUCGAGCUGGUCAAGAUGGAGUUCGAUGAGAAGGAGCUGCGUAAGGAGAUCAGCUACGCCAUCAAGAACAUCCACGGCAUCAGAACUGGCCUCUUCACGCCGGACAUGGCAUUUGAGACCAUUGUGAAAAGGCAGAUCGGGAAGAUUAAAGAGCCGUGCACCAAAUGUGUGGACAUGGUCAUAUCUGAGCUAGUCAAUACGGUUAGGCAGUGUACCAAGAAGCUGGCUCAGUAUCCAAUGCUGAGGGAAGAGAUGGAGAGAAUUGUAACUCACCACAUCAGGGACAGAGAAAGUCGCUGUAAGAACCAGGUCCUGCUGAUGAUAGACAUCGAGUUGUCCUACAUGAACACCAACCAUGAGGACUUCAUUGGAUUUGCCAACGCUCAGCAGAGGAUCAACCAAAUGAACAAGAAAAAAGCAGCCGGCAACCAGGAUGAAAUCAUGCCUGAGAGAGGAGUAAAUGAUCGGUUCAAGGUGAUCAGGAAGGGCUGGCUGACCAUCAACAACAUCAGCAUCAUGAAGGGAGGAGCCAAGGAGUACUGGUUUGUCCUCACAGCUGAGUCUCUCUCCUGGUACAAGGACGAUGAGGAAAAAGAGAAGAAGUACAUGCUGCAAGUGGACAACCUGAAGCUGAGAGAUGUGGAGAAAGGCUUCAUGUCCAGCAAACACAUCUUUGCGCUGUUCAACACCGAACAGAGGAAUGUGUACAAGGACUACCGUCAACUGGAGCUGGCCUGUGAGAGUCAGGAAGACAUCGACGCGUGGAAGGCGUCUUUCCUCAGAGCUGGAGUUUACCCCGAACGUGUCACGGAGAAGGAGGGAAAGACUGAAGGUGGCGACGACAGCAGCUCUGACAACUUAAUGCACAGCAUGGACCCCCAGCUGGAGCGACAGGUGGAGACCAUUCGGAACCUGGUGGACUCCUACAUGACCAUCGUCAACAAGACCGUCCGCGACUUGAUCCCCAAGACCGUCAUGCACCUCAUGAUUAACAACACCAAGGAGUUCAUCAACGCCGAGCUGCUGGCCCAGCUGUACUCGUGUGGAGACCAGAACACACUGAUGGAGGAGUCUCAGGAGCAGGCGCUGCACCGCGACGAGAUGCUGCGGAUGUACCACGCCCUGAGAGAGGCCCUCAGCAUCAUCGGUGACAUCAGCACGUCUACCGUGAGCACGUCCAUGCCCCCGCCAGUGGACGACUCCUGGCUGCAGGUGCAUCGAGGCAGCCCCAGUGGAAGAUCUCCGGCCACCAGCCCCACGCCAAACCGCAGAGCUCCACCGGGACCACCCACACGCCCAGGUUCUCGUGGGCCUCCACCGGGGCCUCCUCCAGCAGGGGGACCUCCCGUCCCGUCCCGUCCCGGGGCCUCUCCUGACCCCUACGGUGGGCCGCCCACUGUGCCCUUCAGACCAAACCGUGGCCCCCCAAAUGUACCCAGUCGGAGACCCCCGCCUUCUCCAACCCACUAGCCCUCAGACACCUCUCCCGCCCCGCUCUGUCCGUCCGUUCGUCCCUGUUGUGGAUGAGGGUCCAAGGACAACAGCACCACCUACCUGUCGUUUUCUGCCUCGCCUAAACCUCAGACGGCUCCCCCAGCCCUGGUCCCCCGUCUCACGUUUUUCACAUUUUUGUCUCCUCUCUCCCUCCCUCUCUCUCCAUCAUUCAUAACUCUUUUUUUUCACAGCAGACAACUAUAAAACAAAGCUGCAUGAUUGACAAACUCACUGCAACAAUAACUUUUAAAGGACCAGGUUUAGAUCAGUGAAUAAGGAGCAAACUUCUCUGCAUGGAUCUGCAGCACGUACACACUGCUAACACAAAGUUUCAGUUCAGCUCUUAGUCUGACUGACUCUAUUGAUCGUUUUCAAAAAUUCUCUCUUUUCAAGUUGACACUAAUUUAUUUCCUGUGAUGGUGAAAGAAAAAAAAAAAACUCUAGCAGAGUUUAUCAUCAUUUUGUCAUUUGGCAGU
This is a messenger RNA of Cynoglossus semilaevis (tongue sole), 3551 nucleotides long. RefSeq names its product dynamin 1a (gene dnm1a). Gene Ontology annotation, cellular component: cytoplasm; plasma membrane; synapse. The record is from RefSeq and is a predicted model, not a curated record. Gene Ontology annotation, biological process: synaptic vesicle budding from presynaptic endocytic zone membrane; receptor internalization. NCBI's taxonomy places the organism in Eukaryota, Metazoa, Chordata, Actinopteri, Pleuronectiformes, Cynoglossidae. Gene Ontology annotation, molecular function: microtubule binding; GTP binding; GTPase activity. Bases 469 to 3051 code for a protein of 860 amino acids. The transcript has 23 exons.